AUGGCCAUACCUAUGUUUGAAGACAUUAAGAAAAGCCUUACCAGUGAUGGUUUGGAAUUGACGGUCGUGAGUAACUUACAGACAAUUGUCUUUUUUGGUCGUACUAAAAAAGAAGACAUGGAUGAGUAUCCUAUCAUGACUAUUGAGGAAAUGCUGAAAGCAACUGAGGUUGGACCGUGUCGCACUCUUUGUACGGUUAAAGAAAAUGAUACCGACUAUUCUUGUUUUGCUGAAGAAAUCGUUGGGACGGCUGCAACUGACAUUAUACCUAAAGGAUCAUUUGAUUUGUUUGAAGAUCCCACAGAUUUGCUAGAUCCGAUCAAAGCUUUAGUUGGGAAAUCAUUUGUUUUCCUUCUUUGCAUCGAGCCCAAACAUAUUCAUGGUAAAUGUGACAUUUUUAGGGUUGCCCAAGUUUCUGAUGGGAAAAUUUCAUCAGUCCCUGAAAUUUCCUUAUCAGAUACAUAUGUUGAUCAAUCAUCAUUUUACUCGGCUGAUCAGGGUUCUCUGAUGAUAAGCAAUGGUGUUGAGACCUCUGAAGUUGGUAUCUCUACUUCCUCAACUCCAUCAUCAAAAAGAGAUUCGAGUAACCUGAAAGAAGGAGAUGUCCAAUCAUCAACAUCCAAAAAGCAAUGUUCGAAGAUGGGUGAAGUAGAUGAUGUCAAGGUUGCUACAAAGGAAGAGAAGGAAAAACAUAAACUUGACUAA
Molecule: messenger RNA, 705 nt
Organism: Capsella rubella
Lineage: Eukaryota; Viridiplantae; Streptophyta; Magnoliopsida; Brassicales; Brassicaceae
Exons: 6
Coding region: 1-705 (234 amino acids)
Source: RefSeq, a predicted model, not a curated record